UGUCGAGCAUGACAGGAGUUAACCGGUUAAAUUAGCCCAUAUGCUAGCGAAGAUACACAUGUAAACGUUUCGCUUGUUAGUUAUAGAUUAAUUCACAAUUUGGCCUUGGGAAUAACGUUAACGUUACAGAUUUUUACCCGACAUAUUCAACCGUAAAACACGCUGUAAUUCGCCAACAUUCAUUCAGUGGCCUGCUUUCAUAAGCUUAUUCACGCAGUCGCAGUCAUGUGACAAGAGCUCUCGUGAAGUUAUAACCUAAUAGAACAUACUAACUCCAAAUUAUAUUAUUUAUAACACUGACUUAGGGAGUUUAUACGGUUUUCUGAGUAAUAACUAUCAAAUAUUUGUUUCUGCGUGUGUAGUUGUAAGCCGACGUCCUUGUAAUAUACCUAAUAUUUCCUGCAUUUUUGCUCGGGAGGACCCGUAGCAACCCUGUAGCUUUUCGGAGAAGGACAAUCUCUGCUCUCGGCCUAAAUCUUCAGGCUGACAUAUUCUAGAAACACUUUAGUCUAGUAUCCUAGAGGGUCUUUUAGUGUUGUUUGUGUUACAGGCUCAGGAAGCUUAACCGCUGUUUUUGAUAGUUUAUGUGGAGGAUGAGGGUUAGGAAGCAGGUGGUGGUUCCCAAUGGCGCCCCCGUGGCCAUGUGAAAUGAGCAGGUCACCGCUAAAGGAGCUGGUCUGAACCCUAAUGCCAAGGUGUGGCAGGAGAUCCCUGCAACACAAAGUGAAGCUCCUGUGGAUGGCACCGUCGCCUCCCCCUGGUCCCAGAACAAUACGGCUGAAGGUAAACCGUACACGCCUGGCUUCUUCACUCCUGAGGACAACUGCCCCUCUGGUACUGUAGUUGGUGUGGUGAACGGUAUGGACCCCCCUGACCAAAGCUUCCCGGUUUCUGAGCACACUACAGCAACUAAUGUGGAGUCCAAGCUCCCUGAGGAACAGCCUGUCUCUGAAGAGACUUUGCGUGAGUCUCUUAAAAAAGAAUUGGAGUUCUGUUUCUCCAGGGAGAACUUAUCUAAAGAUCUAUAUUUAAUAUCUCAAAUGGACAGUGACCAGUUUGUCCCUAUUUGGACUAUUGCUAGCAUGGAAGGAAUCAAGGUCCUAACAACCAAUACGGAUCUCAUCUUGGAUGUCCUCAGAUCAUCUCCUAUGGUCCAAGUUGACGAAAAAGGUGAAAAAGUGCGGCCAAAUCACAAGCGAUGCAUCAUCAUUCUGCGAGAAGUCCCUGAAACAACACCUGUUGAGGAAGUGGAAACCUUGUUCAAGAAUGACAACUGUCCCAAGGUAAUAAGUGUGGAGUUUGCACACAACAACAACUGGUACAUUACAUUCCAAUCGGAUACAGACGCUCAACAGGCAUACAAAUAUUUAAGGGAAGAAGUGAAGACAUUUCAGGGAAAACCAAUCAUGGCCAGAAUAAAAGCCAUCAACACUUUCUUUGCGAAGAAUGGUUACCGCAGUCUGGACUGCAGUGUAUAUCCUCAGCAAUCUCACACUCAGUCCCAGUACAGCUCCCCUCUCUUCAUGCAGCCCGUUUACAGCCCCCAGCAGCAGUACCCACUCUAUGGCAUAGUACCUCCUACCUGGACGGCUUCUCCUACUCCAUACUUUGAGACUCCCCUUGCACCUUUUCCCAACAGUGGUUUCGUCAAUGGAUUUAGCUCAGCUGGACACUACAAAACUGGCUCAAAUUCUCUCAACCUUAACCGUCCCUUUAGCAGGAACCGUGUUCCACUCUAUUCAAGAAAGAAUGUAAUAAAUGCUUUCAGGAAUCAUGUGAAGCCUCAGACGAGAGCUAAUGAUGGUCUUUCUUCCACUGUGUCCCCGGUGGCUCUUGUGGAUGGACUGUCUGGUUUGCACAGUCCUCAGCCUCCCUCCAGCACCGGGCCAGUGCUGUCAUCCACUGAACUCAACUCAUCUUUCCCACGCCUAGGUUCCAAUGAUCCGAAUGAUGAUGGUACCAUGGUGGGACAUGGAAGGAGAACGACGUACAGAGGCACUCGAAGGCGGCGGGAGGAUGAUCGCACAACAAGACCAGUUCCCCUGUCUCAAGUCAGGGUACCACCCCCCAAGUUUGACCUGGCUGCCUCCAACUUCCCUCCGCUGCCGGGCUGCUCUGCCAGUCCACCCGGGGAGCCUGUGCUGGAGAACCGCCUUUCUGAUGUUGUACGGGGCCUGAAUAGGGAAAAGCAACAGGAUUCAAACAAAGAGCCUGCUGUGAGUCCCGCAGCCCCAGCCUCAGAGGAGACCGUCUCCAGGCCCACCCAGCCUGUAGCCAAGAUGACUGCUCACAUCCCUGAUCCUGUGACCUCCAGCUCCAACCACCUGGAGAAAAAACCGGAGAAGGUGGAGCCUCCGGUCUAUAAAGAGACGUCUGUGACCUCUGCCUCUGUCACAGCCGUGCCACCCAACCCUGUCCCAACAGCAUCUGGUCCAAAGCCUCAGGCCACCUCGGCCACGCCUGCAGCCCCCCAAUCUAACACUGCCCCCUCCAGUACCCCCGCGCUGGAACCUCGUAAACUCAGUUACGCCGAAGUAUGCCAGCGACCACCUAAGGAUCCCCCUCCUCCAGCAUCCACUUCCAGCCUCAGCAAUGCCAGCACGCAGCCUCUGAGAGAGCUGCGCGUCAACAAGGAGGAGGAGCAGCCCUCCAGCCCUGCAAACAAACAGGAGCGCCCUCAGGAAUCAGGGGGAAACUGCAAGGCCAGGGAGGGCCGACCGGCCCGUGACUCCCAGGGCUUUUCUCGCAGCAAUGGACCCCCCAGAACCAAUACAGGGGGGUUCAAGCUACGGGAGCAGCAGAGACGCCCUCCUUUCGGCCAUCGCAGUUCCCCCCAGGGAGGUUCCAGACACACUGGAAAAGAGCAGAACAUCCCCCCCAUAUCGCCAAAGUAAAGACUCUAAACAGAAUCCUUAAUGUAUGAAUAUUUACACACGCAUAUAUAAGAAGAAUAUGUAAAUAUAUAAAUAAAUAUAAGCACAUAUAUAUAUAUAUAUAUAUAUAUAUAUAUAUAUAUAUAUAUAUAAAAAU
Molecule: messenger RNA, 3030 nt
Organism: Carassius gibelio (silver crucian carp)
Lineage: Eukaryota; Metazoa; Chordata; Actinopteri; Cypriniformes; Cyprinidae
Product: la-related protein 4
Exons: 17
Coding region: 861-2894 (677 amino acids)
Biological process (GO): positive regulation of translation
Cellular component (GO): cytosol; cytoplasmic stress granule
Molecular function (GO): mRNA 3'-UTR binding
Source: RefSeq, a predicted model, not a curated record